Molecule: messenger RNA, 2526 nt
Organism: Aspergillus clavatus NRRL 1
Lineage: Eukaryota; Fungi; Ascomycota; Eurotiomycetes; Eurotiales; Aspergillaceae
Product: serine/threonine protein kinase CLA4
Exons: 3
Coding region: 1-2526 (841 amino acids)
Biological process (GO): regulation of MAPK cascade; intracellular signal transduction; actin filament organization
Cellular component (GO): cytoplasm
Molecular function (GO): ATP binding; protein serine/threonine kinase activity
Source: RefSeq, a predicted model, not a curated record
AUGUAUUCCCCUGACCAGUUCAUGAAUCCCGGGCCCGCCCCCCGCCCUCCAACCGACCGUCCAAAGCUCACUCUCCCUUCAAAUCCCUCCGUGGCUACUUCAUUCAGCCAAAUGAGCUUGAAUUCGCCUGGUACACCUGGAACCGCCAAUCUUUCCUUGUUUCCCAACACCAGCAGUCCAGCGCUCUCGCAAACCAAGACAAACCAGUCCGGUCAAGGGGGUGUCGCUAUCGUGAAAGAAGGAUAUGUACGCUGCAAAGAGGACAAAUUCUUGGCCACGUGGAAUCAGAGAUACCUCAUUCUGCGUGAGUUCCGUCUCGAGUUCCUUAAGAAUGAGACUGGAAAGGUGGUGUUGUCCAUCCCACUCAACACAGUGACCAAUGUGUCUCGUUCUGAAGACACUCGGAUGGCCUUCGAAAUCAUUCGUCUUGCCAACGCAAAGGACGCUGCCUCCAAGGCCGCUUUGAUAACCCGCGAUGUCCCCACCAAGUCGAUCACAUGCGAAGUCAAGAGUGAUGAUGAGAUCUACGACUGGAUUGAUAAGAUCUACGAGCGAUGCCCCGGUAUGGGAGGCGUGAGCAACCCGACCAAUUUCAGCCAUCGUGUCCAUGUUGGUUUCGAUCCACAGACAGGCGCCUUCGUCGGGCUGCCCCCGGAGUGGGAGAAGCUUCUGACCGCAUCCGCCAUUACUAAGGAGGACUACAAGAAGAAUCCUCAGGCAGUGAUUGAGGUUUUGGAAUUCUACUCCGAUAUCAAGAUGCGCGAACAGAAUCCCCAGUACUACGCCGGUCUGGCCUCGCCGCAGUCCAGCCAGCAGUCCAAGCCGUACAGUAACAGCUCGGUGGGCAGUUCCAUUGCCCCUCCGCGACCACCUCCGCCCGCUCCUGCUCAGCGUUUGGACAGCGGGCCUACCCAGGCGACACGCUCUGCAAAUUCGUCGCCUGCACACUCCCAGAGCAAGGCCGAGUCCGACCGUGCCUUCGAACAGCAGCAGCAGCAGCAGCUUGAGAGAAUGAAGGAGGUGGCAGAGCAGGAGCGUCGCCGCGUCGAGGAGGACAACCGUCGGGCUCGCCAACGCGAAGAAGAGCAGAACAGACUAGACCAGGAGGCGUACAACGCGUCGAUCCCCAAGACACGGGUCCCCUUAGCUAAGCAGGAGCUUGGUGGCUAUAGUGCUGAGUCCUCGAUGGCCGAUCGUUACAAGCCUAGCCGUCCCGCACCACAGGCUCCGGGCGCCGCUCGUCAAGAUCCUUCUCGUCAGUUGACCGCGCAGCGCCCAGCACCUGCCCCUCCGUCGAGCAAUGGAAGCGCGGGAACGCAGCGGGACUACCAGAAUUCUCCAAGCUCGCGCUAUGCUCCCAACGAUCCACGGACCCCGGCCGCUCGUGCCCAGAACAACGGCACCAAGGCGCAGGGUCCUCCCCCUUCGAAGCUUCCAGCUCCUGUGCAGCCAGUGAAACCAUUGAACAUUGCGAAUAAGCAACAAACGACCAACAAGGGCAAUGUUUCGGACGGGGUUCGUCAGGCAGAGGCCGCUCUGAGCAAGAAGGCGGAACCGCGCCAUAAGGAAGUCCGCAUGUCAGCAAUGUCCGAAAACGAAGUCAUGGAUCGAUUGCGAUCCGUGGUAUCAAAGGACAAUCCGAAUGAGUCGUAUAGUAAGCAACGCAAGAUCGGACAGGGUGCUUCAGGAUCCGUGUAUGUCGCGCGUGUCAAGGAGCAUUGUGUUUCCCCCGUCGCCCGGGAAUUGUACCGGCAAUACGGCCCUCGUUGCCAAGUGGCCAUUAAGCAGAUGGAUCUGCGCAGUCAACCCCGCAAGGAGCUGAUUGUCAAUGAGAUCAUCGUUAUGAAGGAUAGCCAGCAUGCGAACAUUGUCAACUUCCUUGAUUCGUUCUUGCAGGAGCAGAGUAACGAGCUGUGGGUUGUGAUGGAGUUUAUGGAGGGAGGCGCUCUGACGGACGUCAUCGACAACAACCCUGUGAUCCAGGAAGAUCAGAUUGCGACAAUUUGCGCAGAGACUUGCAGGGGACUUGCCCAUCUUCAUGGACAAAAUAUCAUCCACCGCGACAUCAAGAGUGAUAACGUUCUUCUGGAUCGCGCAGGUCAUGUCAAAAUUACCGAUUUUGGAUUCUGUGCCAAACUCACCGAGUCGAAAAGCAAACGUGCAACGAUGGUCGGUACUCCAUACUGGAUGGCUCCGGAGGUGGUCAAGCAGAAAGAGUAUGGCCCCAAAGUCGACUGUUGGUCAUUGGGAAUCAUGGCCAUUGAGAUGAUCGAGUCCGAGCCACCAUACCUCAAUGAGGAACCUCUCAAAGCGCUGUAUCUCAUUGCUACGAACGGUACUCCGCGCCUGAAGAAGCCUGAGAAGCUCAGCAAGGAGCUCAAGUCCUUCCUGAGCGUUUGUCUCUGCGUCGAUGUACGUAGCCGUGCCACCGCCGAUGAAUUACUGGAACACGACUUCCUCAAGACAGGCUGCAGUCUGGCAAGCCUGGCCGAGCUCCUUCGGUGGAAGAAGAACAGUGGCCAGUGA